This is a messenger RNA of Pleurotus ostreatus (oyster mushroom), 807 nucleotides long. RefSeq lists its product as uncharacterized. Lineage: Eukaryota; Fungi; Basidiomycota; Agaricomycetes; Agaricales; Pleurotaceae. The record is from RefSeq and is a predicted model, not a curated record. The transcript has 2 exons. Bases 1 to 807 code for a protein of 268 amino acids.
AUGCAUGUGGUAUCCUUCCUGGGGAUCGUGUCCUUGCUUUCUACCUCACACCUCAAGCGACUUGAAUUGAUCAACUGGACCGUAUCUAACCCGGAUGCCUCAGAUCUGCUCCCCAUCCUUGUUGCAUGUCAGCGCACUCUUCGGGAGUUGACGCCAGAAAUAAUUGGCGUACGCUGUGGGCGGGGGAACCCUCGGCAAGUACACUCAGAAUCCAGGCCUUCCACUCCCGUGGUCUGCCUUGACGCUCUCCGACACCUCACGCUCUCGCAGAACAUGAAAUCCCUCCCUACCAUCGAUUUCAUUGAAUGUCCAAAAUUGGAAUCCCUCAAGAUGGCGAAUCAUGGCGACGACCCUUGGUUUAUUCCAGAGUGGAUCCCAGCAAGUGUUUCUCAUCUCAUCCUGAAUGUUCUCCCAGAUAUUCCGCUCCCUAAUCUCGGCACGACCAUAUGUCCUUCUGAAUUAACGAUCAAUAUGAUUGACGCAGAAGUCGUCGAAUACCUCGACACCAUGACGUGGAUACAGCAGUGCCUCGACAAACUUCCGCAUCCCGGUCGUCUUCAGCAGAUUACUAUUUUGAUUGACGGUCCAUACGAGGAGCCACUGACGUGCAAGCGUAGUGAUUAUGAACCACUAUAUUGCGCCUUACAGCGACUCCACGGGCUCGGGGGCUUGAAGCGCAUCAACUUCAAUAUCAUCAAUGAUCGUGACGAGGUUUCCACAUUCAAAGAGGUGUUUGCCGACAUAUUGGAGGAAAUAUCUGCCGAGGUUGAGGGCGCGCGGAUAGACUUACGCAUGCGAUUUGUGUAG